AUGGUUGACUACGUCGCAAAUAACGGUAAAUUCGUAUAUUUGCAGCAUCUAAAUGAAAUCUAUCUGUCAAUCUAUUAUUUGAUUCAUAUAUCUCUCUGUCUAUCCAUCUAUCUAUCGUUCGUUUUAUCUAUCUAUCUCUAUCUAUCAAUCAUUCGAUUCAUAUAUCUAUCUAUAUAUCUAUCUAUCAUUCGAUUUUUCUAUCUAUCUAUCUAUCUAUCUAUCUAUUAUUCCAUUCAUCUAUUUGUCUAUCAUUCGAUUAUUCUAUCUCUCUCUCUUUCUCUCUCUCUAUCUAUCAUUCGAUUCAUCUAUCUAUCUAUAUAUCAAUCAUUCGAUUCAUCUAUUUGUCUAUCAUUCGAUUCUUCUAUCUCUCUCUCUCUCUCUAUCUAUCUAUCUAGCUAUCAUUCGAUUCUUCUAUCUAUCUAUCUAUCUAUCUAUCUAUCUAUCUAUCUAUCUAUCUGUCCAUAUAUGUUCUUCAAUAAUUAUAGUUUAGUACAAAUAAAACUGUUAUUAACAAUACCUUUCUUUACAACAGAUUUUUUUCUUAUUGUCUAG
This is a messenger RNA of Acanthosepion pharaonis, 552 nucleotides long. NCBI's taxonomy places the organism in Eukaryota, Metazoa, Mollusca, Cephalopoda, Sepiida, Sepiidae. The record is from the annotation of a GenBank genome assembly.